This is a messenger RNA of Dufourea novaeangliae, 1232 nucleotides long. RefSeq names its product coiled-coil domain-containing protein 130 homolog. The coding region runs from base 216 to 1154 and encodes 312 amino acids. The record is from RefSeq and is a predicted model, not a curated record. The transcript is spliced from 5 exons. NCBI's taxonomy places the organism in Eukaryota, Metazoa, Arthropoda, Insecta, Hymenoptera, Halictidae. Gene Ontology annotation, cellular component: post-mRNA release spliceosomal complex; U2-type spliceosomal complex. Gene Ontology annotation, biological process: mRNA splicing, via spliceosome.
GAGCAUAGUGUCACCUAGUAUGUGUUCCAACAAUUGUUCUAGUGAACACGUAUCUCCAGUAGAUGGCUGCAGCAUUCUCCACCUACAGACGCUUUCAAACCUUUCAAACAGUACAUAUCUGGAAGAACGGGAGUAAAUAACGAGUGAGGUUAAAUGUAUUGAAUUAAAAAAAACAGUUUAAUUUUCUUAUGAGCACGUAAUAAAGAACGAGAACAAUGGGUGAACGUAAAGGAACAAACUUAUAUUACCCACCGGAUUAUGAUCCACGAGUUGGUGGACUCAAUAAAUUUCUUGGUACCCAUGCAUUACGCGAAAGAGCACGUAAAUUACACAUGGGUAUCCUUAUUAUUAGAUUUGAGAUGCCAUUUAAUAUAUGGUGCGAAGGAUGUGGAAAUCACAUAGGAAUGGGUGUUCGCUAUAACGCAGAGAAGAAGAAGAUUGGAAUGUAUUAUAGCACACCUUUAUAUCAGUUUCGUAUGAAAUGUCAUCUUUGUGAUAAUCACUUUGAGAUAAAGACAGAUCCAGGGAACCUAGACUAUGUAAUUGUGAGUGGAGCAAGACGGCAAGAGAAUAGAUGGGACCCUAAAGAAAAUGAACAGAUUGUACCAGAGACAAAAGAAGUGUCUUGUAGGCUUUAUGAUGAUGCAAUGUAUAAAUUGGAACAUGGUAUAGAAGAUAAGAAAGUAGCAAAAUCAAGAGAUUCUUCCUUGGAAAGUGCAAUAGCAUUGAAUGAGGCUACAUGGAAAGAUGACUACACUUCGAACUGUGCACUACGUUCUGCAUUUAGAAUGAGAAAAAGUGAGUUACAGAAGAAGCAAGGUAUUGAUCAGAUAUUACUUAAAAAAAGUGGACUAAAUAUUGAUUUAGUGCAUGAACACGAAGAUGACGUGAAGUUGGCUAGGUUGUUGGUGCAUAAAAAAGAUGGAAAGAAAAGUGGUCACCAUCCUUUAAAACGAUUGGUCUCUAUUGUACGUUCCAAAGAUAAGUUGAAAACAUUAUCGCAGUCUGCGUCGAACAGUGAGAUUAAAAAAUAUAAAAAUGACAUGCCAAAGCUUCCUGAAUUGAAGCCACAACCCUCAACUUCGAAAACGGUGACCAGUGCACUAAGUACGUCGCUGGUUACUUACGAUAGUUCUGAUACGGAUGAUUCAUAGUAUUUAUGGCCAAUGAUUAGUGUAAUAUAUUGUAAAUAAUAUUUAUAAUCAAUACAGACUGUACUAUUUUGUUUACCA